UGUGAUCUUAUUGGAGGUUAUUUUUGUUCUCUGUUUGAAAACUGUAAAUAAAAUCGCUUAAAUGAAUACACUUCUAUCAUACAAAUCUCAGCAGAGGAUUUAACAGUAGUGAUAAGGUUCUAGCAUAAUUUCAGUUCUUAUUUUACACAUUCACAUAUUUUAAACAUUAAUAUGUUGAAUUUUUAACAAAUUAUUGCUGAUAGAGACUCUGUUUUAGAAGGAGCUUUAAAAGAAAAUAUCCUAAAUUACGAUUGAAUUUUCGGAUUUAAAAUUGUACAAAGAUGCACAUACCAGUCUUAAUAUUUCUACUGAGCGCUUUCAUGUUUCAAAUUGCAACCGCGACAGUACAAACAUACGAUGUUCCUAGACCUCUUGCAAAAUGCUUCGGGUACUUCAAAAGGAAAACAAAAUUAACUGAAACCCCAGCUGUUGGCAUACAGUCAUAUUGUGAAAAUAUGUACAUGUGGCAGCAUAUGAAAGACUUAAACGUUCAGCGUGGAGCAAACACCCAAACAGUAUCGUAUGUGAACUCAUUGAGCAGAAAUACGAAACAGGAGAUAGUUCAACAUAGAAUUAAACGAAAGAAGAGACAGGCCAACCCCUUGGCGCAUACAGGACCAAAACCCAAACUUCGUAUUCGUAAAGAAAUCCGAAUGAUGUCUGACAAAGAAAUAGAGUUAUUCUUUGAAGCUGUAAAUAGUGCUAAACAAAACACAACAAUUUCUCCGAAUAAAUACGAUGCCCUUGCUGAAUUCCACACGGGUAUGACCUCGGUGUCGGCACACGGUGGCUGCAACUUUCUUGGAUGGCACAGAAUGUAUUUACUCAUGUUUGAAAAUGCACUGAGAGACGAAGGGCCAAAAUUUAAAGACGUAACAGUGCCGUAUUGGGAUUCUACACUAGAUGAAAAAAUGCCCGACUCAGUACAAACAGCGUUGUUCAGCGACCGCUUGCUUGGAUCAUGCGAAGGUGAAGCCAAAGGUGGGAUUAUGAGAAACGGUUGGGAUUCAUCUACGGGCGUUAUCACACGUAAUUGUGCUAUAGACGGGCCUCUACUAAAUAAUAAGAUGAUUUAUAAUAUAACUAGGCACACAAAAAUGAGCGCCAUCUGUGGAGAAGAUUCUGAGAUCGACCAUGAUUGCGAAUACCAUCAUAACGGUGGGCACAGAUGGAUAGACGGACAGAUGGCCAUUUUGUCGUCUGCAGUGUAUGAUCCAGUGUUUUGGCUUCAUCAUUGUUUCAUCGAUUAUAUUUGGGAACUUUUCAGAGAAAAUGCGGAGAAGGCAGGAACGGAUAUUGAGAGCGAUUAUCCGGUCAAUCCAACAAUUAUGGGUGCGCAUGAACUUCACUUACCAACAGCGAAAAUGGGUUUUGCUGAUCUUGACGUUAUCGACGGUCUAAGUCGAAUGUUUACCACUGAGUGGUACAAAUACGACAAACGACCAACCUGCAACAAAGGAAAACAAGACUGUGGGUCAAAGUAUUUGAAAUGCGUGCCUGCCCUAGACGCAGUGGAUCGUGGACAGGGGAAAUAUGAAUGCAUGGCAAGGACAUUGAAAGAAGUAGAAGAGUACGAAGCAGAAAUGAACAAGCCCAAACCCAAACCUUGCAAACCAAAUAAACCCAAUAAACCUAAUAAACCAAAUAAAACAACUACGCCACUUCCACCAGUAACAAAUACCACAGUGGAAAAACAACCUUCAAGAGAAAUUAAACCUGUUCAGAACACGUUCUGCAUGAAUGGCCAAAGUGACAUUGGACAGUGGGUUUAUAUACCAGUAAAACUUAUUUUGAGAAGACCGCCAGAUUACACUAACUAUGGAUCAUACCCUGUUAGGCGCGGUAAAAUUCAGAAAGCGGAGGGAGAUAUUUACGCACCUAGGGCGUAUAGCAACGUCUACAGACAUCUUCGAAAACCGGAAGUUCCCGCUAAAUAUGACGACUGUAUAGAACCUGAUACUCCUACCAACACAAUUUACGUGAAAUCUAUGGGUUUGAACUACGAGGGUAUUUAUAAAGAAUAUGCUAUCUUAGACAAAAGAUUAGCAAUUACCGUAGCAACAGCAUAUCUUGCUGUCAGAAAACCUAUGUCCCAACACGAUGUUUCGGUUGCUAUGUUAAACGCUCAAGAUUCCUGCGGACGAGUCUGUAAACCAAUAUGUCUCGUACCAGGAACAGAAAUAUAUCGACCAUGCUCUGGUGCCGUUAAAAUUACGGGUGGCAGACCUUUACAAUUUGGAAAUUCUUUUGGGGACGCCGUUUUGAAUGUUUGGGACUUUGAUAAAGACGCCAGCUGUCCUCAGCUUACGGCGAACAGUAUUAUUGUGAGUUUCUAUUGUGACUACAGUACGGAAUGGGUCUGGCCUUCAAUUGAUCCUGAUCCUAAACCUACUCCUGGACCAGUCACACUUCAGCCGCCUGUAGAGCCGACAACCGUCACUGCUGGCUGCUCUUUGGGAUGGGAUUGUGUUGUGAACAGACCAUGUCAGGAAGUUAAGACCUGUGUCGAGGGAGAAGUGCUCGAAUGUAUCAAGUCAUGUCACAUGUAUGCCAAAUGUUUCGAUACCCGUAAAACCGGUAGGCCUACUGCCGGAAGUCGGUUCCAGUUCCAGCUGUACCAAUGCAGACGAGGAGAAAGAUUCAUAAACACCAAAACCAGACAAGGAUGCGUCAGUGCAAGGCGCAAUCCAUGUAAUUACAAGACUUCCGGUCUUAACAGGUGGCGCAACAAUCGGCAAAAUAAUAGGCGUCGAGGAAAUAUGGCUAGAGGAAAGUAAUUGAUAAUUUAUUAUCUCGUGGCGCGCAACACUUUGAAUUUAAACAGCAGUUCUUGAAUGCAGAGGGACACUAAGUUAAGGGUGAACAGUGUUAUGAAUAUUGCUCAAACCUAAAUUGAUUGGACACAAAAAUGACGUUCGUUCAUCUCCGUUUGAGGUAGACGUAUCAGUGCUACCUGACGACAUUAACGCAUCGAUGGUUCCCCGCCAAGCUUCGUAACGUCAUAUAGACUGUCACAGUAAUUGAAUUACAUUAGUUUACCGUAACAAACAAUAAACGUCAGAUAUAUAUAUAAUAUUAUUAGGUUUGUGGGGAAAAGUGCGCCCCUUUUAUUGUCUAUGAAACGACCGAAUCAAAAUUCAUUUCGAUAUGAUGUUAUUAUAGUACAUUACGUUUAAAAACCGCUAAUUUGUCCCAUUUCCUGUGACCGUUGAAAUGUUUUACGUUACGUUGACGUAAUUAACGUCGAUCCAUUACUGUCAGUUUUUUUUUCACGAUUAUAUUGUUUGUACUGCGGCAAUAAUGUAUUAUUAUCUUCACGAUGUGCAUCGUUUGUCAUAAAAGAUUUUUUAUUAAUUUUACAAUUAUGACAAAUGUUAAUUAUAUUCAUAAGCAUAUGUCUGUAAGAAUUGGUAUAGCUGUUACAAGUAACCCAUCAAACAUUAUGUUUUUAUUUUCAUUUAAGUCAGUAAACGUUCAUCUCUCAUCCGUCUAGAAAGUUUCUUUUUUAGUGUGAUAGAUAGAUUAAAAAUCCAACCCCGCCGAAUUAUAAGUGUGACAGAUAGGUAUAAAAGUUAUAAGUGUGAUAAAUAGCUUUAAAAGUUACCUUUACUUGAUUUUCAAGUUCGUUUCUUUUUUACACUAUUUCUAACAUUUAUUUUGCAUUUUUAUGUUUGAUUUUCGAAUAAAGUGAAAACAAAAAGAAAAGUGCAUUUGAUUGCAAAGGAAGUACAAAAUGUAAUUUCAUUUUGACACACUUGCCGAAAGUUUACGAAAGUGAUUUUGAUUUUUUUUUUGUGGUUUAUUGUCUUACUACUACUACAGCUAUUAUUAUUAUUAUUAUUAUUAUUAUUAUUAUUAAAUCCAGAAGCCUGUAUGGAAUAAUUUUCCGAAUGAAAAAUUGUAAUUGUUGAAAUUUUAACUAAAUUCUAACGCAGUAAGUGGGAAAAUGACAUCGAAAUCACAGUAAAAUCCACAUUCUUUUUGGUGCUAUGUUUAUUUAUUUUUAUUCCACUGGGCCAGUCAAACAGUGAAAACAAGAUUUUGUUGCGGUCGCAAUUAUAAGGCCCUACUUGUAAAAUUGUAAUUAAUCCGGGUUUUUUUCGAUAGUUUAAUGAGGUCGCAAUUUAUAAAGCCCUACUUGGAAAAUUGAAAUUAAGCCGGGUUUUUUUUCGAUAAUUUUAUGUGGUCGCAAUUUAUAAAGCCAUUACUUACAAAAUUGAAAUUAAAUCAGUUUUUGCGAUACUUUAAUGUUAUUCAUUUGUCAUUUCUUUGCAAAAAAUGAAUUUGUUUCCAUUUAAAUCUCAUUUCAAAAGAUUUAGCUUUUUGUAUUUGAAUGCCCUUUUUUUUCUCUUUUUCAUUAAAUUAUGUUGUUUUAAAAAUAAUCAUAUUUGAUUUAUCUCUUAUAGUUACACAAUGAGUAUUUGGAUGGAAGCUUUAAAAAAGUGAGAGGUUUUUUUUGUAUGAAUGUCUUUGUAUUAGGAUCUGUUGUCUGUUUUUUAAUGUUGUUGUCAUGUAUUUAUUUAUGUUACAAAUAUUUAUUUUUAUUUACCAUGUGCUAUACUUUACCGUGCAAUAAAAAUGCUAAAUAUUCA
This is a messenger RNA of Mercenaria mercenaria, 4592 nucleotides long. RefSeq lists its product as uncharacterized. The transcript is spliced from 6 exons. Gene Ontology annotation, molecular function: oxidoreductase activity. Lineage: Eukaryota; Metazoa; Mollusca; Bivalvia; Venerida; Veneridae. The record is from RefSeq and is a predicted model, not a curated record. The coding region runs from base 282 to 2777 and encodes 831 amino acids.